UUCUUCAAACAGGAAUCAUUUAAAGGGGUCUUUUUCUGUGAAAAACUGAAGGAAGACUCUGUUUCCUCCUCUUAGUCUCAUUGAUCUUACAUGGCAUGCAUUUAGUGAUCCUGCAUCUCAUGAUUUUCUUAUGAUUUCUUUGGCUGAAAUGUGGAAAUUGGAAUUGAUAUGUACCAACCACCACCUGAUAAUAAUAUCAACCGGUGCAUCUCUCCCAGAACUCCACACUCAAUCUCGCCACAUUUAUUGAUGUACGAGAAAGGAGAAGUUCCAGCCUUUCAUGCGUGUCCUUGCCAAGUUUCUUCCACCUAUGUAUACUACUUUCCGAGUGACAACUGACGAUUGCUGUUUUCGGUGCUAUAAAAAGGAGCAUCCAUCCAUCGGUAUUCGGUAAGGCAGCUUCAGGGCAGCAGAAUGGCAGGCUUCAUCACAGAAGCAGAGCAGGAGAAGCUGCCUCUUCUUCCUCUCCUUCAUGGCACCCCUUCACAGUCACAGGAUCAUCACGGCCCCUACACUGGCGACGGAUCCGUCGAUUUCAAGGGAGCUCCGGCGCCCCGAGAGCGUUCAGGGAAAUGGCGAGCCUGCUGCUCCAUUCUUGGCGGUGAAUUCUGCGGCGCUCUGGCGUACUACGCGGUGGGGACGAACCUCGUGAGCUACCUGACCAAGGUGCAGCACCGGAGCAACGUGUCGGCGGCGAGCAGCAUUGCUUCUUGGCAGGGCACCUGCUACCUCGCCUCUCCGCUCGGAGCCUUCUUGGCAGACUCCUAUUGGGGGAGACACCGGACAAUCGUCGUCUCCCUCACCAUCUUCACCUUUGGAAUGGUUCUGCUGACGCUUUCUGCAGUGGCUCCGGAGAUUGCAGAUUCCGUGGUGAUAAUCUCUCCUCGGGACACCCUGUCCUCUCUAGGCCUUUACAUGACGGCUCUGGGCUUGGGUGGUAUCUGGCCUUGCGUGCCGACGUUUGGGGCUGACCAAUUCGACGACACCGACGCCGCGGAGAAGACUCACAAGGAGCGCUACUACAACUGGUACUACUUCGCUGUCAACGGCGGCUUCUUCUUCGCCAGCACCGUCAUGGUGUGGAUCCAGGACAACUUGGGCUGGGGAUUGGGUUUUGGGAUCCCUACACUGUUCUCGGCGGCUGGCAUUGCCGGUUUUCUCGCUAGCACGAAAAUUUACAGGUACCAGAGGCCCGGAGGAAGCGCGCUUACCAGGGCUUGCCAGGUUGCCGUUGCGGCUAUCCGGAAGAUUCAUGUUCAUGUGCCGGUUGAGAGCUCUCUUCUCUAUGAGAUUCCUGGGAAAGAGUCUGCCAUUGCAGGCAGCCGGAAGCUGAUGCACACGGAUGGGUUGAUGUUUUUUGAUCGAGCUGCUACUAUCACUUACUCUGAUAAAACAUCUGCUGAUAACCUACUGAACCCCUGGAAGCUUUGCACGGUGACACAAGUGGAGGAGCUGAAGAUCCUGGCAAGAAUGCUGCCUGUCGUAGUGACAGCCAUAAUCUUCAACACCGCCGAAGCUUCGUUCCCGCUUUUCGUCGAACAAGGCAGCGUCAUGGACAACCGGAUCAAUGGUUUCGAUGUACCCCCGGCCUCCUUAAUGACAUUCAACUGCAUCUGCAUCCUUUUGUUGGCACCGACCUACAACAGGGUCCUUAUGCCGAUGGUGAGCAGGAUCACCGGCAUCAAGCGAGGCAUCUCUGAGCUCCACCGCAUCGGCAUUGGCAUGUUCUUUGCGAUGCUUUCCAUGGUAAUGGCUGCAUUGGUGGAGAAUGCGCGUCUCCGCAUCGCCGAAAACAGAGGUUUGGUGCACCAGAAUGUCGUGGUCCCGAUGAACAUCCUAUGGCAAGCGCCGCAGUACAUCUUGGUGGGGGUGGCGAAGGUGUUCAGCGUGGUGGGUUUCAUCGAGUUCGCCUAUGAGCAGUCUCCUGAUGCCAUGAGAAGCAUGUGCCAGGCUUGUGCUCUCAUCAUGGUCACACUGGGGAGCUAUCUUGUCUCCAUGAUUCUAAAGAUCGUCGGUUCGGUGACGGUGAAAGGAGGGAGCCAUUACUGGAUACCGGAGAACCUUAAUGAAGGGCAUCUUGAUCGAUUCUUCUGGUUAAUGGCAGGAUUACAGUUCCUGAACCUGCUUGCGUUCGUGUAUUCCGCCACUAGGUUCAAGCGUAAAGUAGCUACUUAAGCCUUAUUGUUUCUUAUCAUAUGAGGUGUGUAUGUUAUGUGUGUUACAUGAGACGUGAACAUCAAGUCUGGAACCUCGGUCAUAUUAAUCAUGCAAUCUAUGUGUACGGUGGUGAUUUCUUUGUCAAACUCCGCCUUAAAAACA
Messenger RNA from Brachypodium distachyon (stiff brome), 2319 nucleotides. Its product is annotated as protein NRT1/ PTR FAMILY 8.3. The transcript is spliced from 6 exons. NCBI's taxonomy places the organism in Eukaryota, Viridiplantae, Streptophyta, Magnoliopsida, Poales, Poaceae. Gene Ontology annotation, biological process: transmembrane transport. Bases 415 to 2175 code for a protein of 586 amino acids. Gene Ontology annotation, cellular component: membrane. The record is from RefSeq and is a predicted model, not a curated record. Gene Ontology annotation, molecular function: transmembrane transporter activity.